This is a messenger RNA of Exophiala spinifera, 1269 nucleotides long. RefSeq lists its product as uncharacterized. Lineage: Eukaryota; Fungi; Ascomycota; Eurotiomycetes; Chaetothyriales; Herpotrichiellaceae. The transcript is spliced from 2 exons. The record is from RefSeq and is a predicted model, not a curated record. Bases 1 to 1269 code for a protein of 422 amino acids.
AUGGCCAAACAAAACGCCAUUCGUUGUCUAGUAGACGACACGGCGCUGACCAGAAAUAUCGCAGAGAUUGAGAGUUGGCUGGCACAGGGCAAGAUCUGUCUGGUUGUGCCUCUUUACACGAUUGGCCGUCUCCAUGUCCUCAAAAAGGAUGCUUCCCAGAUCGGCGUCAACGCCCGCAAGGCCGUCAAGUUUCUCGAUCGCAGCACAUCCUCGCGAGGCGAUCUCGCAUACGAUCCAGUCAUCUUGCAAGGUCCAGACGAGGAAUAUUUAACUUGGGCUGAGGUGGAGGCACACUACUUGAACGAGGAUUUGAAGAGGGCCGGUGCAAAUGAGGAGGCGCUUACGGUUCCUCUGGAACACAAGAAGGGAGAGGGCGCACUCGAUCUGACCGCGAAGGGCACUGCGGGUGCUGCAAAUGCACUUUCGCAGGCCUUGUUAGACAAGCUCAACUUUUCGAAAGAUCCUACUGCGGCUUCGCCUGCGUCCACACCCCCUCUUUCCCCUGCCUCGUCCGGACUCCAAAGCUCCAAGACUAGUCCAGAGAUUAAAUCUGCCACUCUGAUCAAACACGACCAAACACCAGUCCCUCCCUCACUCAAGCCACUGCUCAACUCUGUGGUAUGGUAUAUGCACGAGAGAAACACUCCAUUGAAGGACAACCUGGUCUUUCUCACCAAUUCAGCAGACACCAUGCACCUGGCUCGCGACUUCGGUGUUCCGACCAAGAACAUCCAUCAACUGCGCCGUGCUCUUGGCAUUGAAGAUGUAGAAGAAAAAGCACCAGACAACAACAAGAAAGAACUGGUCAAGAAAUCGCCACCUACAGAGCCAAAAACCUUGUUCAGUUACCAUGAUGUCGACAGCGACGAAGAAGAAGUGGUUUUCAAACCGCGCGGCCGAGGCUCGAGUCGAGGUGGACAGCCAGCCCGUGCUGCAGCGAUUGUGAACGGAAGGGCAAAAGGCGGUCAUGCCCGUUCUCCAAGAGCUUCUUUCAGCACUCAGGCUCAGCCAUCUCAGAACAAACCACAGAUCCCUAUUGAGGAAAUUGAUCCUGACUCUUUCGACCGGGGCAGUUUUGGAAGGGGCAGCAUACCACUUGCGAAUGUCGGUGGUCCUCAGCCCAACCUGAACUACAACGGUGGACGUGCGCCUGGACAUCGUGGCAACCAUGGCCCGACCGCAAGCCGGGGCGCGAAUGCAAAUCGUGGUUAUAACCGCGGGACCGAGCGAGGUUCGGCUCGCGGAAGAGGUCGACUAUUCGUUCCUUGA